This is a messenger RNA of Chlorocebus sabaeus (green monkey), 1700 nucleotides long. It is a transcript of the gene ZNF557, whose product is annotated as zinc finger protein 557. NCBI's taxonomy places the organism in Eukaryota, Metazoa, Chordata, Mammalia, Primates, Cercopithecidae. Gene Ontology annotation, molecular function: RNA polymerase II cis-regulatory region sequence-specific DNA binding; DNA-binding transcription activator activity, RNA polymerase II-specific. Gene Ontology annotation, biological process: regulation of transcription by RNA polymerase II. Gene Ontology annotation, cellular component: nucleus. The record is from RefSeq and is a predicted model, not a curated record.
ACAGACUCGCGCCAGGACAACCCUGCCUCCGCGGCUAUCCCUGGUCAGGGCCCAACCUUGUUCUGUUAAUAACUAAGCAAACUGGAACACCUCGGCCUGAGGUUUGCGUGCGCGGCCGCUGCUCCCGCCCGCCCGCUGCACAUGCAGCCUGAACCCGGGGCCCCCGGACACGCCACAUUUUGGGUUGGGACCAGCUGGAACCGGAAGUGGAGGUGCAGCGCCGCUAGCCGGGAACCGGAAGCGGAAUUGCAGAUGUGUAACCGGAAGCGGAAUUGCAGGUGCGUACUGUGAGAAGAGCUGCGUUUGCAGCGACUGGGAGUCUUUUGGUCGCCGCGAGAGGUGCUGGGUUCGAGUGCUUUCCUGAGAGCAAUGCAGGAAUAAGGGAGGAGCGUCCUGCUUCCUGGCUGCCCUGUUGCUGUCGGAGUCACAGGAUGGCAGCCAUCAUCCUGCCCCCGACUGCUGCUCUGUCUUCCCCGUUCCCGGCCUCUCAGCGAGAAGGACACACGGAGGGCAGAGAGCUGGUUAAUGAGCACCUGACAAGCUGGCUAAAGGGCUUGGUGACCUUCGAGGAUGUGGCCGUGGAGUUCACCCAGGAGGAGUGGACGCUGUUGGGCCCUGCCCAAAGGACACUGUACAGGGACGUGAUGCUGGAGAACUUCAGGAACCUGGCCUCGCUGGGGAACCAAGUUGAUAAACCUGGUCUGAUCUCCCAGCUGGAGCAAGAAGAUAAAGUGAUGACAGAAGAGAGAGGAAUUCUCCCAGGUACGUGUCCAGAUGUGGAGAAUCCACUUAAAGCCAAAGGGUUAACUCCUAAGCUGCAUGUUUUUCGAAAAGAACAAUCUAGAAAUAUGAAAAUGGAGAGGAAUCAUCUCGGAGCAGAACUCAACGAAUGUAAUCAGUGUUUUAAAGUCUUCAGCACAAAAUCUUCCCUUACGCAGCACAAGAGGAUUCACACUGGAGAAAAACCCUACAACUGCAGUGAAUGUGGGAAAUUCUACAGCAGCAAAUCUUACGUUACUGUUCAUAAGAGAAUCCACAAUGGGGAGAAACCCUACAAAUGCAGUGACUGUGGGAAAACCUUCAGCAAUUUGUCAUACCUCAGACCACACCUGAGAAUUCACACCGGAGAAAAACCCUACAAAUGUAUCCGGUGUUGUCGUGAGUUCCGCACUCAGUCAAUCUUCACAAGGCACAAGAGAGUUCAUACAGGAGAGAGUCAGUAUGUAUGUAAUCAGUGUGGAAAGGCUUUCAGCACAGGGUCAUCUCUUUCUUUGCACUAUAGCAUUCAUACAGGGGAGAACCCUUACGAAUGCCACAAUUGUGGGAAAACAUUCAGGAGGAGCUCGAAUCUGACACAGCACGUAAGAACUCAUACUGGAGAAAAGCCCUACAAAUGUAAUGAGUGUGGGAUGUCCUUCACCAGUAGCUUUUCUCUUACAGUUCACAGGAGAAUACAUAAUGGAGAGAAAUCCUAUGAGUGCAGUGACUGUGGAAAAGCCUUUAAUGUUCUCUCAUCUGUUAAGAAACACAGGAGAACUCACAGUGGAAAAAAACCCUAUGAAUGUAAUUAUUGUGGGAGAUUCUUCACAAGUAACGGGUACCUUUCUGUGCAUAUGAGAAAGCAUAUUAGGCAGAUGUGAAUUCAAUAACUGCGAAAAGCAUUCAUUGAUCUUUCAUGCCUCAGAUAACAUGAAAGAACU